UUUUAUGAGAAAUCAAAAGCAGUGGAAGCCAACGCUAACAGGCCAGCGUUUUAAGACUCGAAAGAGAGAUGAAGAGGAGAGAUUUGACCCUACACAGUUUCAGGAGAGCAUUGUACAAGGAUUAAAUCAAACUGGCACUGAUUUAGAGGUGGUUGCCAAGUUCCUAGAUUCCUCUGGAGCCAAGCGCGAUUAUUGUCGCCAUGGAGAAACCCUGUUUGAUAUCCUGGUAGCUGGUGGAAUACUUGCUCCGGGAGGUGCCUUAUCUGACGACAUGACUCGGACUAACUUCUGUCUCUUCACAGCACCAGAAGAUGUUAAGACCAUGAAAGCAUAUGCUCAGGUAUUUAAAGUUAACAAGUUAAUUCUCCAGGUACUAAACAAGUACCUGGAGAAAGGGUUUGAAGAGGAGAUUAAAAAGCUGCUCCCGUUUUUAAAAGGGUUCAGUGAGUCUGAGCUACUCAAUGACUGCAUAUAG
This is a messenger RNA of Sinocyclocheilus grahami, 475 nucleotides long. RefSeq names its product basic leucine zipper and W2 domain-containing protein 1-B-like. Lineage: Eukaryota; Metazoa; Chordata; Actinopteri; Cypriniformes; Cyprinidae. The transcript has 6 exons. Gene Ontology annotation, cellular component: membrane; cytoplasm. Bases 5 to 475 code for a protein of 156 amino acids. The record is from RefSeq and is a predicted model, not a curated record.